This is a messenger RNA of Fusarium tjaetaba, 1314 nucleotides long. RefSeq names its product oxidoreductase. The coding region runs from base 1 to 1314 and encodes 437 amino acids. The record is from RefSeq and is a predicted model, not a curated record. Gene Ontology annotation, biological process: macroautophagy. NCBI's taxonomy places the organism in Eukaryota, Fungi, Ascomycota, Sordariomycetes, Hypocreales, Nectriaceae. The transcript has 2 exons. Gene Ontology annotation, cellular component: fungal-type vacuole membrane.
AUGAGGUCUCUUUUGGCUCUUACUUUGGCUACGGCCACUUCAGCUUUCGUCAUCCCCGAGGGUUUGGAUGCGUUCAAUACUUGGAAGGAUGAUCUGAAGCAGACGCUUGAAGACAUUCCUACUCGCUUCCGCAAGACUCUCGACGAAGCGACCGAGCAGCUCUCUACUGAGUUCACAGCCGCAAUUCACAGCAGACUCCAAGAUGAAGAAGCUUUCUUCCCUGAGGAUGAUGUAGACGACGAGUCUGCGGAUAUCUUUGGCCGAACAGGCGGUGACUUUACCGAUCAUACGACGUAUGAACUCAUCGCCAAGAGCAACUACACCAAGAAGUUCUUCAAGCUUGUGCAGAAGCACGAGAAGUUUGGAAAGUUGCUUAACAGCACUGAUGCGAACUACACGCUUUUUGUCCCGACUGAUGAGGCAUUUGAGCAUAUUCCUCAUCAUCAUAAGGAUAAGCCUAGUGAUGAGUUUGUCGAGGCUGUUCUUAACUACCAUCUUGGUAUUGGGGAGUAUCCUGCGUCGCGAAUUCUGUUCACGCAUACUAUUCCUACGACGCUGAAGGAGCCUCUGCUUGGUGAUAAGCCUCAGCGUCUUCGCACGAGCGUUGGAUUCUCGGGUGUGAGGGUCAAUUUGUACAGCAAGGUCAUUGCAGUCAACUUUAAAACCAAGAAUGGCAUCAUCCACGCCGUCAACAGAAUCCUCGUCCCUCCUCCCUUCAUCGGCAAGGAAAUCAGCCUCUUCCCCGCCCAAUUCUCAACCCUUCUCCUCGCCUUCGAAAAGACCGACUUCGUCAAGUACAUCCACAACAUCCCCAUGGUCGGCAGCACCGUCUUCGCCCCCUCCAACGACGCAUGGCGCCGUCUCGGUCCCCGCGCAAACGCCUUCCUCUUCAACACCGAGACAGGCAAGAAGUAUCUCAAGGCCCUUCUCAAGUAUCAGAUCGUCCCCAACAUUACUCUCUACAGUGAUGAGGUGUACUACGGCGAUGAGAAGGUGUCGAAGAAUUUUUAUGGUCAUGGAGAUGACUUCCACAUUGAGCUUCCUACGCUUCUUGAGAGGAGUGUUGGUGUUGAUGUUCAUACUUUCAAGAGCUGGACUACUAUUGUGUUGAAUGGACAUAAUGUUAUUGGGUUUAAUGAUGCUGUUGGUAAGAAUGGUGUCAUUCAGGUUCCCAAGACUAUCCCUAUUCCGCCUCAUAGAAAGGGUGAGCAUCCUUCUGAGAUGGAAGGUGAGAUUAGCGUUGAGGAGUUGAAGGAGAGAUUGGAGGAGUAUGUUGAGGAGGAUGAGGAUGACUUUGAGAACGGCGAGCUGUAA